Python bivittatus (Burmese python) is the source of this 13595-nucleotide messenger RNA. The record is from RefSeq and is a predicted model, not a curated record. Lineage: Eukaryota; Metazoa; Chordata; Lepidosauria; Squamata; Pythonidae.
ACCAACAUAAAGCGUGAAAUGACCUUUGCAGCAUUUCAAAAGGAAGACCUAAAAAGUGAUUUGAAUCAAAAAUUCUCAGAUCAGCAAUUUUUUGUGUUGGCUAUGAAGGAAGAGGAUUCAAAAACAGCAGACACCAAAAAGAUUGGCAGAGUCCAUGACCAUGAAAAAGAAAAUACUCGUUCUAUCUGCCUUCUCGAACAGAAGCGCAAAGUUGUAUCUUCAAACAUUGAUGUGCCUCCAACAAGAAAAUCUUCAGAAGAAGUGGAUAUGGAUAAAGUCACGGCAGCUAUGGUUCUAACUACUUUAUCCACCAGCCCUUUGGUUCGCAGCCCUCCUAUCCGUCUUAAUGAAUCCUUAAAUGGAUCCUGGAAAGAAGGAGGAUUUGUGCCUUCCAGUACCAACAGCAGUGGGUAUUGGAGCUGGAGUGCUCCAAGUGACCAGUCAAACCCCUCCACCCCAUCACCACCCCUCUCUGCCGACAGCUUCAAACCAUUUCGAUUACCAUCUCAAACUGAUGAUGGCAUUGAUGAGGCUGAAACUAGCAGUCUUCUUUUUGAUGAGCCCAUUCCUAGGAAGAGGAAGAACUCCAUGAAAGUAAUGUUUAAAUGCCUUUGGAAGAACUGUGGAAAGGUGCUAAGCACUGCUGUUGGUAUCCAGAAACACAUCCGGACUAUUCAUCUUGGACGUGUAGGAGAAUCUGACUACAGUGACGGAGAGGAAGAUUUUUACUACACAGAGAUACGUCUCAACACUGACUCAGUAGCAGACGGAUUAAAUAGUUUAUCUCCAGUUUCACCCUCUCUAGCAUCUCUUCCUUCUUUUCCAUCCCAAGAUGUGAACAGAAGUGAACUAUCGUGUGCCAAAACAGAUGCUAAAGGGACGACGCCUCUAAGCCGUUCAGCUCCUACCAACCUCUACCUCAUUCACUCUGACCAUGCUUACCAGGCCACAGCUCCUGUGAACAUUCCAGGGUCAGCCAAGUUCACUCCCAAUGGAAAAAGCUUUAGCAUCUCUUGGCAGACACCCCCAGUUACCUUCACUGGCCUUCCAGUUUCACCAACUCACACACGGCAUGUGGGGAGUGGAGAACAAAAGCAUCAGAUUCAUGCAGUUCUUUCAUCACCACCUAGAGCAUCAGUUGGCCUAAGAAAACCUAGAGGAGAGGGCAAGAAAUGUCGCAAAGUGUAUGGGAUGGAGAAUAGAGAUAUGUGGUGUACAGCUUGCCGUUGGAAGAAGGCCUGCCAGAGGUUUAUUGACUGAAGCCCAGAAACAAUACGGAGUUGUGUAUAGUAGGGUUCCCUUGCUGCAACUGUGCAGUGUGACUCUUCCCACCUCCUUGAGCACUGACGGCCAUAGAAGGCUGGCACUCUACAGCAAAAAAAUGUAUUUCAAGGGGAAGGACUUCUCAAAAACCUAUAUGCAGCAAUAUAGGAAAAACUAACAAAAUCUUUACCAAGUUUUGAAUCAGGAGCAGCUAUAUGCAUCUUUCUUUAAAGAACAGGAACAAUAUCUCUUUUUAAUACUUUGAACAACUUGCCUGUCAGGACAUUUGUCUUUCAUACUGCAUCAUGAUCAGUAUUUAAACUUUGGAAUCACUUAAAACCAAGAUUGAGUGAUGCUACUUUUCCUAGAAUGAAGUAAAUAAAACACACAUACACACAGAGACACACACUAAACUUUAGAAAUAAGCUACAUUUUUCACAAGAGCAGCUCUCCCAGAAGUGGUAAAUAAUUCUAAUGUGAACAGUCUUGAUUUAGCGUCUAGUGCUUGUCCUUUAAGGAUAAUGGGAUGAUGCUUUGCUAAAGGGACAAGAAAUUUAAGCGUGAGAAGAACUCAGACCUGAAGAUUGAGCAUCUUUUGUAUCUGUCCCAAAGAAGGCUAGUUGGGGUACAAUCACCAGCAGUCCUAAGCAAAAAAAAACCACACGUGGGAAAGGAGUCUGAUUUUAAAUGAACUUGGAUGGAAAUCAGCAUACAUACCAACAUAGUAUGGGUUCCAGGAUAUCUUCCUAGAAGCAAGUACUGGAAAAUGUACAUCUCACAGUGCUAAAGGCUCUGCUCAGAAUAAACAUGGGCAGCCCGAUGGACUUCAUCAACAUUAAUUCAGGGAUGUGAUCCAACCCAGCAGCUUUUCCCCUGCUUUUUAUGGCAUUACUAGAUCAACAGUUUAAUUCAAGCAGCGAUUACUUCAGGGGAGAGAAACUAGAAGGACAAACUGGUUUCCCACUUCCCAACAUGUAAAAUAUGAGUGCAGCAAAGCAGAUGUCUGUAUGUAAAAAUUCCAUUGAUUAUAAAGUUCUUUCAAGAUCAGAAAUAAAAGCCUUCACACUGGCUUGCACUUUCAUAGGUUUUUGUGCUUUAGUGUAAUUUAAUCUUCUUUUGGCUCAUGAGAUAGACUAUUGUAGCUGUGGUGUAAAUUGAGCUAAUGCUUAAGAAUCAGUAGAAAGUUUGGGUACAGAUGAUUGGAAAUAAUGUCUACAGAUGACCUACUAAAAUAAAGGAAUUCAUAUAAGAGCACUACCACAUAUUAAUAUAAAUACGGCUUGUGCUCAAGACCUUCCUGGUGGAUUUUGUCCUUCGAUAUUAACUCCAGUGGGAUGAGAUAGGUAUCCCAAGUUGGGAAAACAAGAGCAAGAAUGGGAGCCCUUGAUGCUGUUGUAUGAUGACAAGUCAGAGAUAAAUUUUAUUUCGGGGUGGGGGGGUAGAGAAACCGCUGAUGGAGUAUAUUACAAAUCUCUAUUAUCGAGAACGUCUGCCUAUAAUAAAUAUAAAAAAGCACAAAAUUUAAUUAAAACACAGAAUAUUAAGCUAGGGCUGACUCUUAUGUGAACUUCAGAACUAUUAAAUUAGCUUUAAUGCUAUGACAAUGUUAAAAGAUUUCAGGUAGGCCUGGAAUUGUCUUCCAAAAUAAGGCUAUCUGGUUGAAAACACCUCUACUGUACUGAUAAGACUCUCUUGAACUAGCAUUUCCAUCAGAUACUCAUCCAGUUUUCUCAUUGUCUUCAAAAAGCAUGUUAUUCCAAACAUAACUAGAGAAUAGGAAAUGUCUUUCUUGAGAUUUGGUAGAAAAGUAAGAAAAGGGAUGAAUUCAACACAAACUGUUAUUUCCUUUAUGGUUUGGUCUUCAACUGUCUAGCUUAACUACCAGAGUCAAGCAAAAGUUAGAUUAAGGAAAAUCUGAGGCUUUAUGUUUUUAGCUCUUUAUUUGCCUGUAAAUUGUGUUUGUCAGGGAUGCCUUCAAAUCAUAGUAUUUACCCAACUGGGCAGCUGACAGUUAACUCUGAAAGAGUAUAUCAUGUGAUAAUCACAUCUGUGUUCUAACUUGAAGGUGUUAUGUUGCAGUCUUAUAUUUGUGUUGAAAUAUUGUACAUCUCUGAAUGCACACAUGAUCCAUCCAAAAUUCACUCAUAACUUGUUCUGACCUGCUGCUUCAUGGCCAGUGUACAUCCUGAGGAAAUAUCAAGUAUAGCUCUAUUUAUUGUUUCCUAAUUUCACAUAGAAAAAAUGAUGAGAGUUUAUAUUUUCAGGCUCACUUUCUGGCAUUCCCAUUUAAAAGUUUCUAAAUGAUAGGGCUACAGGCAAGGACCUGCUUGAAAACACAGAAGGCUUCCACCAUAAUGGAAGUAGUUCAAAUUAGGCUAAGUAGACUAAUGGUCUGAGCUAACCAAAGAUAGCUUUAUAAGAUUAAUGUAAUUUUCUUGAUAUAUAUAAAAAAUAAAAUCAUCUGGAAAGCUGAGAGUGCUACCAAUGAAUUUACUAAAUUUUCCACACAUUGAAAGUAUAGGUGCAUUUACUUUAAUAAAAGUUCCAGCUAUAGUAUAUUGAUUUGAUUUUCUUUAUACUGGACCUUAUUCACAUCAUCCUAUUCAAGUUCUGUUAGUUCAGUAUCUGUUUGCACAAGAUGAUAUGCCAUACAUUUUUAUAAAAUUGUAACUUAGUUAAUUGAAUCAGCUGUUAGUGUAAAUUGUGAUCACAUGCCCUGGAGAGAUCAAGACAGAAGCGGGAAAAAUUAUUCUAAGCUGUGUGGGUUGGGCAUUAUUGGAAAUAAAUAGCUUUUUGCAUAUAUUUGCAUUGUAAUAUAUGCCAAAUUAAUAUUGGUAAAUUUAUUAUUUCUACUGUUAUGUUAAUGUUCUCAAAUGUUCAGAGCAGGAAUAAACAGAUGAUAAAUUAUAAUCAGACUCCACAUUCACAAGAAUUUUAAAAAAUGCUCAUUCAGUAUUUUUAUCACACAUUUCUCUGUUUAACUCUGCACUCUUGAGGACUAGACAUUUUUAAAGAUUGAAAAAUAAUCACAGGAUAACUGUUUGCCAAAUGUUGUUUAUCCCUGUUUCUGUGCAAUAUAGCCUUUGUAAGCCCGUCUACUGUUUAUUCCCAUCUUCAAUUUUUGGUUCUGCAGAUUUGCACGGGGUACGUUCAAGUUUUCAACAGUGAAAAGGUCUCACGUGGUAACACUGAGACUAUCUUUAUAGCGUUAUUUGAACAACUUUUUCCAUAGUUAAAGCCAACUGCCCUAAGAUAAGAUUUGCUUGUUUAUUCUUUGACUGAAAUUACUGCCAGAUAACUCUUGGAUCUGUAUUAUAAAGAGACAAACAUAAUUUGACAGUAGAAUUUGGCUUCUUGUACUUAAUAAGUGUUCCUUGUAAAACUGAUUGCAACAUAAUGAAUUUUUUUUAUUGCUGGAGAAUUUCAGUAGGGCUUUAGAACACGCAAAAAGGCACAGAAAAUAGGUGCUAACCAGAAUUGUAACUAAGAUACAUAUUAAGCAAGGGGGUUGUUGUAAGCAUUUCAUAGGGGUUUUUAAAUGAAUUUUAAAUUCUUUUACUGCUUACCUAAGUAUUAUUUCAUAAUUUUUUCUAGCAUAUCAUUGAGGUUUUGAGAAGUCCAAAAUGUUUGCCCAAACUUUCCCUGAUAUUUUUCUUAAGAUGCAUUCACAGAUAUUUUAAGGCUCUAUCAGACGGUCAUGUUCUGAGAUCACCAUUAGCCUCAUUUCGCUAAAUGAUGAUGUUGAGCUUCAGAAUGAGGGCAGGUAAUAUUGUCUCUGACUCUUGUCAAAAGAAAGGUAGUGAGUUCCCACCCUUAGCUCAGGGCUACUUUGAAAAUCUCUCCUCAGUGCCUAUUUUGACAUUUCCAACGUCUUGUAUGAAAACUGUUAUCAAGCCUCCUCCAUGCCCAAUCCAAGACUACUUUCUGGUGAGUUAAAAUAAUCUUGAAUAUAUUUUACAUAAGUUUUAUACAUAAAUAAUUAUGUUAGAAUCAGCCAUGAAAAGCUACCAUUUUUUUCUUUCAUUCAGGAUUGUGUCUUCAGAUGAACCUGUUUAGAAUGUGCCCAGUGUCAUCAGAUCAUCAUGUUUGCUUUGUUAUUUUAAUCAACCUGCAGAUUAAAGGAAUAUGCUGUAUACAAUAUGGGUGCAGUAGCCCCCAUUAGCUUUUGAUUAUUUACACUCCUGAAUUGCAAAAUUUCUUGCCACUGAUUCCAGAAUCAGUUAAAAUAAAUUGCAAUUCACUCUUGCCUCUACAAAUUCAUUUAAGACAAAAAACUAAGAAUUUUUGUCAGCAUGUUUAUCUGUGUUAUAAAGACCAAGAACAAUGAGAAAUUAAGUCUGAACCUGAAUAUAUGUAUAUUUUUUUGAUUAUCAAAGGAGUUGAGGACAUUCCUAACAUUUCAAAACUUCAUUUUCUUUAUUUUUAAAAAAAUCUACAGUAUGGAUUUUUGGAAUCUGAUUAAAAAAUUGUAUAAUCCAGGAUUUUGUAUAAUCCAGGAUUUCGAUUCCAACAGUUGGCAGACUAGAUGGUUCUGGAAGGUUCACAAGCAGCCCAUUAUAAUUACCACUUCCUUCAAUUUGUCUCAAGCAAUGCAAGAGGACACGAGAGCUUAGCUCCUGACUGCUGGGGAAAUGGAAAGAUGUUCCAUUAAUUAUGUGCAGUUUACUGGUGGACAGAUGUCAUUGGAUUUCGCCCUCUAUUUCCUCUGAGAGGAAAAAUCUAGAGAAUAGUGAUAUAGGUUUACUAAACAUAGCUUGGUAAACAGAGAGAAAUUGUAUUUUUUGACCAAAGUUAUUCAAUAAAAUUAAAGAGGAAUGCUCACUUGACAUUGUUUAAAUUGGAUUAUAGCAUGUAUCAUAAUCUUACAUAUUUGGAAUGGUUUCAUUUGGAAAGGUUAGAGGGAUUUGUAGACAGUGUAGGAACUGAAAUUCACUAGGACGUAAUUUAUUGCUAUUUAAUACUUGUUAGUAUAAAAUUAUGGAAAUGAUAUAUUAGAAACAACCUUGCUGUUUUGAUGUGCAGUGACACUUUAAAUCACUAUCUGCAACAGAAUUACUGCCCAAUAAAUUAUUUUUCAAAUGAAUAUUAUUUAUAGAUAAAAUUUAUAGAUAAAAGUCAGUUAUACCCUUUAGCCAUGUUCACACCUAGGAUUAGGAUGUUCUGAGGCUUCUUUGGGGAUUAAUAUGAUGCACCUGGUAUGGCAAAGUGUUUGUUGCGUGCAGAACGGGCCUCUGUGACUUGUCCAACAAACUGUGGUUUAAAAACUCCUGGCUUAAUGUGGGCAAAUAAAUGUGGGUUGCUCAGACAUCCUCUGACUGUCCUCUUCAAAGUUCAAUCUGUCCUGGCCAUAUUCAGGGCAUUCCUGAUUCUUCAGCUCUAAUGUGGUAACUGAUUUGGGAACACUAGAAAAAAGGGAAAAAAGGGGAUUGUGGCAUAUAUAAUCUGCAUUAGUACUUAUUAUCCUGCAAAGCAAAAAUUGUUAAUUGUACUUCCACUGUGUCUUCUUUGAAUUAGUGGAAUGACUAGAUUCAUGCCCAUAAUUAUUAUUGAGAUUCCGAAAUACAGAAUAAAAAUAAGGUUGGAAUCUAAUACAUACAUACAUACAUGCAUACAUACAUACAUACAUACAUGAAUAAACUUUUUUGAGAUUAAAAGAUUCCAAUCCUGAAUUUGAAAAUACUUUUUGUAACCAAUUUUCCUGGCAUUUUUUAUAUGACUGUUUUUCCUCAGCAAAACUCAGAUCUUUUUCUUUUGUGAGUUGUUUUCAGCAAGCGAAUACUGAAGUCUCUCCAAAGAUAGGAAAAGAGGCAUGCUUCUGUAUAUUCUAAAACGUGUGUUCUGAAGAGCCUGGAGUACCUCAAUGUGCAUAUCAAUAAUGCCUAUCAAGUUGAUGGAAUGGCAGUUGUUCUUUUUUUUAAACUUUUGCUCACCUUUCCAAGCUAUGUGCAGCCUAUACCCUGAAACCUACAUCUAGCUGGUGCCUCAGCAUCCUUUGGAAUGCAGACUUACCUGCCAAAAAACAAAAUUCCAUGGGCAGAGAAAUGAAGGGGUAAUGGAUUUAUGAGGGAAGAAACAACUUCUUAUCUGCUAGGCUCUGAUUCAGCCAAACACUUCAUUGUGUUUAGCUUUACUUGCGUCGUCUUAGUUAACAAUGAAUUUCAACCCAUCACACUAUAAGGGUAUUAGAAUGUGCAAGUUGCACUUCUAAUUUUUCUAGAUUUCUAUUGCACGACAAUCUGGGUUGUUUUAGACGUCACACCAUGCCCCCUAAACACAGAAUACUAUUUUUCUCCCUCAACUGAAGUAAUUUAGACAUACCAAGAAUAGUACUUUGAGUUGACUUGUUAAAUAAAAUAUUGAAACUUAGGUCUAAUUGAUUAGAUGUUUUAGUUGCUUUUAUCUGUGACUGUUGAAGAUUUUAAUAUUCAGAAUAUGCAGUAGUUUAGUCAAAAAGAAUAAGAGACAACUGCCUUAUUGAAUGGUGCAAUAUUGCUUUUUACUCAAAAAAGGGCUAACUUUUUGAAAUAGAAUUUAAGCUACUGUGAAGAAUGUUAAUUCAGUGUAUAUUAGAAAGUCUGUAUCGACACAACUAGAACAUUUUAUCAAAUGGUUUUAAAUCAGUGUAAUAAGCUUUACCCAAAAUAUAGACUCUUUCCUUAAAAUACGUAACUAACUUUUAAAUAGGAAUGCAACCUGCAAACUGUUUUUCAGUGCAGAGCUUUACUUUCAUAUUUCAAUUAAUUUUCAGCUAAUUUUUCUUGCAUGCACAUAUGACCACACAUGAAAGGAAAUUAGCUAGAAAGUCUAUUAAAACAGGCAGAAAUUCUUAUACUAUUUGUCAGAAAUUGCUUUUGGUCCAAUUCUGCUGUUUAGGCAAUGUGAAAUUAGUUUAAACUUUCCUUAAUCUUUCUCUAAAUGUACAUCAGAAAUUGAACCACAUUCCUAAAAAAUCAUUGUUAGUGUUUAAUCAGCACAGUGAAUCAUUCUCAAUUUGGGAAUUUACUUCUGAGUGUUUCUGCAUUUUUCUGAAGAAAUAAACAACAAAAAAGUCUUUCUGUACAAAACCCAUAAAUUAACUAAAGAUUAUAAACCUUAGGAUUUUUUUUUUAAUUUACCAUGAUUAUUCUGUUGAAGUUAUCUGGAGGAAUGUCAGUGUACAGGCAUAAGGAAAAGGAAUAGACUUGGGGACUAGUUUAGGUCAACAAGAUUUAUUAGAGUGGGGCAGGAAAUUGAAUACCCUUCAGAUGUUUUAGACCAACUUUUAUCAUCUCCAGCCAGCUUGGCCAAUGUUAGUUGCUUGUGCCUAUGAUAGACACCUAUUUAAGUUAUCAAAUUUCUUCAGUUUUUUGGCUUCAAUUUUGGAUUCUCAUUGUAAGUUGUGGUUAUGCUGUUCCUUUGUAGCUCUUAAGCACUUUCAGUGUCUAUAUUCAUAACUUUGGAUAAGCGGUGAAAUUAAAAUGAUCUGUCAUGAAGAUGGCAGAACUUCCAGUAGGUUAAUAGUCUGGCAGUGAUGAAACAGAAAAGUCAAUUGGCCAUGUUCCUGCAAUACAUUAAAAAAAUCCGUAUCUAUGAACUACCAAAGCAUAACUGUACACAAUGUUAAUUUACAGAUGAUAGCAAAAAGUGGCAAACUACUCCUGCUCUCUCAUAUGUCUUCCAUUAAAACUGUUUUUAUGUUAUAGUUCGGUAUAAGGUUAUAAUCUACAAUGUACUGAAUCAUCUAGUUUCUUUCUUCUGUUCACUAUCUUUUAAGCCAAACAUUCUUCCAAGAGUUAAUUAGGUUUUUAGUUUACCUGCACAAGUACAGCAAAUUAAUGAAUAAUUGUAAUGAAGGACAAUAUCAAAAUGUUAUUUCUUGAAGUGGUUUCUUUGAGAUAUUUGUAUCAGUUUAUAAGAGAAUGUGUCCUCAGUUCAAGUUAGUUUCAGUAUUAGCACCAGUCAAUCUUGUAGAAACUUAGUAGUCAUGAAUGAUCAUGUUAUUAGCAGCUUGCCACGGAGUUUAGAAAGUUUUUCCAAACAGCAAAGUUUUUUACUAAAACUAUUACUGAUAAGUCAUCUUCGUUAAUGAUUUAUUUUUAGAUGACAUGUUUAUAUGUCUGGAACUAGUACUAUCUAGGUAGAAUUGUUAUUAGAUCUUAUUGCAUACAUCAAAUCAUGACAUUUUGCAUUAAGUUUCAGUAAGGGUAUGCGUUUUUCCAGGCCAAAAACCAGUUGGCUGUUAAGUGGCAGGAUGGGGUUGUUAUUCCAAAAAGGAGAUGGGGUCAAAACAAAUACGUCAGCAGGUCAAGAUAAAAAUUAAAUUUCCCUAAAUGUAAUUUACAUUGAAAUUUAGUUAUAUUUAAUGUAGAUCAAAUAAAGUAGUUAAAUAAAGUUCACAUGAUCACUCCUUAUGUAUUUAAUAAUUUUCCCUGUCUAUAUUGGCUACUUUUGGAGGGAUUCUCUAUGCCACAUCCCACUUCAUAAACCCUUGUUUGUGAAGCCAGGAAGGACUACUGGACCAUGCUGGCUUCGUUUUGAAAUCCUGGCUAGUUUUAAAUUAACGGUCCUUAUUACAUACAAAAUAGGGAACUUUGGGUGGAUGUUGGUCAGUCUUUGCUAGUUAUUAAAACAGGACAAGAUCCAGAAUACCCGACCUGAGUUCAGUUGCUUUUUGUUUUUGAGAGACUUGGUAGAGUCAUAAACAUGGACUAAGGUUGAACCCAGUGGCAUCUGCAGAGCAUCAAUAGAUGAUGAAAGCCUUAUUGCACUCUUGCAAUUCAAGCUUCGCUCCUUCUGUACCUGCGUUUUGACAUUCCAAGAGGCAGAGCUUAUGUUGCAAGAGUGUGAUCCUGCUUUUGUCAUUUUGAUGGAAGUUUUGGAUUCUGCAGACACAUCUGGUUGAGCCUUUCACAAGAUCAGUGGACCGUAUAGAUUUGGCUAAGUAUAAUAGAGAAAAUAAUUCUAUAUGUGGUAGACUAAUUCUACUCAUGUAUCUUCUUUAUGCUUCAUGUCUGGCUUGCUUUGCAAAAGUUUGGAUAACUUUAUAAAGUCAAAACCUAGUCUUGGCCUACUGGUGAAAAGAGAAGGUGUGUUCUAAUGUUCAUGUUUAUGUCAAAUCCAGAUCUGCCAGGUAUUUGUGAAACCUUUCCUACCAAAACUGCAAUUUACUUAAAACUGAAUCAGUGGUAAUAUUACAGAGGCACACAGGGACAUUUACAGGGAGGUCAAAAAAGUCAAGAUGGCAACAGUGUGAAGCACUGCCCCUUUUUGUGGCACACAUGUGACACUCUUGAAAAGAGUGGAGCUUCAUAGAGUCAUGCCUGCCAUCUUGACUUUUUUGACACACACAUACCCCUGUAGAUACCUCUGCAGUGACAUGGCAUAAUAAUAAUUCUUUCAUGGGGAAAAAAGCCAAGUUCAAAAAUAUCCAUUACAUGCUUGUUGUCUCAUAUAACAUGAUACACAGAAAAGCAGUAGUCUAUAUUAAGAACUAAGAUUCCAAGUUUAGUUAACAAGUUUGUGCAUUGAGCCUGACUUUCUAGGGAUUAUUUACAGAAUCUAUAAAACCUCUAAUAAACAAUUUAAAAAGGCUCAGCAAGAAUCCCAUAUAAAUUGGUCUGGGGAUUUUCUGUUAUAUUUUAUUAUUACAGUACAUUCUGAUAACAGAAGCUACUUGGGUUAUUUCAAGGAGAGGGUAAGUGUAGCCAAUAUUAUUCAGUUACAGUUUCUGCAGAUAUUUCAACAUGCAGUUCUACGUAUGUGUUACUUCCCAUAGUAAGUGUUGGACUAUUUGAAUGAAUGUAUCUGCAACUGCACAUUACAUAUUUUCAUUUUUAACACACUUGUUUUGUACCAGCUCUGCAUUUUGCUAAAAAUCUACUUAAGUAAAUACUUAUCCAAAGUUAGCUUCCUAGCAGAGAAGGCAUAGGUGUGACGUUUUGUUUUUAGAUAAUACAACUAAGGUUAAUGAAUACAUACCAGUCUACGUGCAGCUUGUUUUAAGUCCCAUUGUUUAUGAUAGGAGAGUAACAGAACUUUCCCACUGCGAUCUCCUUGCUGUUUCCCAACAGCUAGCAUACUAGGUGGUUCUGUCUUUUUUCCUUCCUCCCAUUGACUGCAAUAGGAUAUUUUUAAAUUUGGGAAUUCCUAGGCAGGUAUUGGACUAUUUUUGUGGAUGUACUGGAGACUUUGGAUGGGGACAUAUACAGCCAUUUCCAUUACCCCGGUGUUCCCUACACUCUGCUGGUCAAGGACUGCCAGGAGAACAUCUAGAUUGGCAGCCCAUUCCAGCAUAGCAUCAGAGGACCCCCCAAGAGAGGUCCUUGCAGAGAUUUGGGUCUCUUAAGGCUGCUUAGCCUGCCUCCCAGGAGACAUAGACUGGUUCCUUUAAGCAUGUGCUGAAAUCAUUCCUCUUUAAACGCCAGGCCCUCUAUAUUUUGGCUAGAUUUUCUCUAGUAUUUAUAAUGAAUUGUCAGCUGCUUAAAUGCAUCCAGUUGCAAUGGUUGUCAGAUUGAAAGUGAUUAUGUAACUUUGGCCCUCUGAGCUACUCCUUAAAUUCAGUAGAAUUAAACUUUUCAAAUGCCUCGAGCCAAUUUAUUUCCAGUCAAUGCCUUCUAUCUAGAUAAGCAGAAGAGUUGAAUAUGCAAUCAUUUGAAGAGUGGAGCCUGGGGAUAAUGAUUUUCCUGAUAUAAUUAUUUCAAUUAAGCAACGUUACUAUUUUACUGAUAUUUUUAAAACCCUACCAUGCUGCUUUGUUUUAUAUAUAGUUAUCCAACAUUUUGUUACCUGAUUUUGGGAAAUACACGUUAAGAAACCUAGGAUCUGUCCAGCACAGGAACAAACAUCUCUCCCAUUGUACUGUGACUCUAAUUCCACAUCAUAACUUCCGACAGUUGAGAGGAAUCUCAUUGUACAUAUGCUGUUGAAGGGCUGGGUGUUGAGAUAGCAUACAGACAUCGCCAUCACUAGAGGGCUCAUUCAUAAUAAUAUAUUUUACCCCUGUGCCAGGGGAGUGAUUUCUAGGUUGGCCUCGGAUUAGAUUCAAGCCUACCUCGAAGCAAAGACUGGAAGUGAUUAACGAAAAUUAAGUAAAAAUCUAUCUUGGGAUAACAGCAGCCUACCUCUAGUAUGACAUGGGGACAGAUGGCAACUACCCUCAGUAUGAAUGCUGCAAAAUUAUGGUAUGUUUCAAAGCCUGCAAGGCUGCGUCAUAUCUCUGGGGUUUCCCUUUCAUUGGAAUCAGUGGAACUCCAUCCAAAGAAUAUAAGGAAAGUGAGUUAUCUUUCAGGAGAGUUUCUUUUCUUAUCUGUUUAAUAUGGAAAAAUUCACUUUAUAAAUAUUUGAAAGAGAGCUUCCAACUUUGGCACUAAUGGAAAUACUGGAUACUUUUCAUAUAUAUUUAGAAGGUUAUUUGAAAAGAAAUGUUCUGUCUUUUUAUAUAAUUUUUAAUCAAAUACAGAUAUUCUGAUUACUACUUCUUGGUUUCCUAUCAGGCUGUACAUGCAAAAAUAAAACUAGUUCAGGUCUCAAAAUCUUGAGUUGGGGGUGGGGGAACCAACUGUUUGAAGUGCUUUGCUAGCUUUUGGUAUAUUGUGUGUUUUGUGUGUGUAUAUAAUAUAUGCAAAUUAUAAAUAUAUAUAAAUAGAUUCAUAUGGUUAAAUGUUUAGUGUUUUUUCACUGUUCUCCAAGGAAAUAAAAAGUGUUUUGUAUUGCUUUAUGAACUGAUUUAAAAGGCUUUCUGUGAUGACUAAAAAUAUUUUACAGCUCUUUUACCCCAGAAAUGGGUACUUCUGCUCUGAUGUAAAUCUCACCGUUGAUUUUGGAAGCAGAAUUUUAGGUUUUAAGCUGGCCCUACUGAAUAGCACCAGGUAAAAUGCACUUUCUCGUGGCAUGCAGUCUAUUUUCUCUGAAUGAGCUUUCAAAACUAGAGACCACAACACGUUUACAUUUUGUGUGUGUGUGUCCUGUUUUCUUCCCUGCCUAACAAGAGUUGCAGAACCUGAAAUCUUUGGUCUUUUGGGUGGAGAGGAAGGAAAGAAAAAUAAUGUGCUACUGAAGUAAUAGGAUGUGAGAUCUAUCAUUAGGAAUAGAUUAGUCCAUCUGUUAAAAUCCAUUGUAGUGAUAGUCUGCAGUAAGUGAGCUCUGCUUCGUAAUUCUUGGCUGUGACAAAUAUGCCUUUGCUUUACUUGUCAUAAAAUCCGGUGUUUUACUGUUAAUGGCUAUUUCUUUGGUUGCAUUUGCUUGAACUUAGUUGGAAGACCUUAUUCAGACUGUUAUGAUGUCCAUAAAUACAAUUUAAAUGCACUUAUAAUUGAUUUGCUACCAUGGAAUAUGCUGAAUUAUUUCAUUUAAUA